AUGACUUUCGGCAUCUUCAUAGUCUGCCUUUUGGUGCUUGCUGUCCUAUUCAGCAUUUGCAUCAUCUUGGGGGUGACACGUUUUAGCUUGCGUUUCAACGACAUGCUGCGUGUCUGCAUCGUCGCUUUUCACCUCCUCUGUUAUGCUCCGUGUAAUCCGACGGCUUUCGGCGUUGCAACAGUUGAACUCCUGCUUCAAGCUGUCCUGUUUUGCGUUUGCGUGAUGUUAGCAGUGAUGCAUUGCACUCCACCUUUCAAUGACAUUUUAUGUGUCAUACUGUGUGCAUUUCUGCCCGGUGCGGUCACCGAGGCGCUGGUCACUGUUAGCGUGCGGUCGCGUUAUACUGUUUUGCCCGGUGCGGUCACCGAGGCGCUGUCGACUGGUAAUGCACGGUCGCGUUACUCCUCUACUGGUCACAGUUUCGUCGGGGGCGGUACCCGACGGUCAGAUUCUGUUUCGACGUCUGAGCUGCGGGCGUUUCCCGUCGUGUUAGGCUCCCGCUCUCUGCUCGCAUUGCAUUCGUCGGUCAAGUAUCGAUGUCAGCUUCGUCACGAGAAUGUUACCUCGCUCUGGGAAUAUGGUGAGUUAGCGCGGGUUCAUGGUGUCGCUGUAAGCCGUGGCCAGCGCAACUUGAAUGGGUUGAGUUCAGUAUGUGCAGCACAUUGCUGUUCAGUGGCUUGCCCGUCUACGCUGUCGGUGUUUGAUUUCC
Molecule: messenger RNA, 709 nt
Organism: Laetiporus sulphureus 93-53
Lineage: Eukaryota; Fungi; Basidiomycota; Agaricomycetes; Polyporales; Laetiporaceae
Exons: 4
Source: RefSeq, a predicted model, not a curated record